AUGGCAGAAAACUUGGAGAGAGACAAGAGAUCAAGAACAGCCCACAAAACACAUGUACGGCGAAUAAUAAGUGAAACCAACGAAUUAUUGACGAUAUUUGACGAACGAAAACCUGAACAUCGGCAAAAAUAUAAGCAUUACAAGUCUACGCUAGAGCGAAAGAGAGACGUGAUUAACGACCUUGACAAGUCCAUUUUAACGGGAAUUAAAGACGAGGAGAUCGAAGCCGAAAUCGAAGAGACGUCGGAGUUUACGGACACGAUAAAUCUGACUUUAAUAGCUCUCGAGGAAGCGAAAAUAUCAAAGGAAAACGAAGGCAAAAAUGUCGAGAACGCAAGUCAACCUGAAAGUUCACCGCCUCUAGAAGAGGGAAAUCACAACACAUCCAGCAUUUCAAUCGGUAGCAAGGUAAGAGCUAGACUUCCUAAGCUACAAUUAUCUACAUUUAAUGGAAAUUACACUGAAUGGCAAUCCUUUUGGGACAAUUUUGAGUCGGUUAUUGACUCGAAUGAAGAUUUGAGUGAAAUCGACAAGUUUGCGUAUUUGAGAGCGUCGUUAAGUGGGUCAGCGGCAUCCGCCAUUAAGGGGUUUCCCCUGACAGGAUCAAAUUAUUCUGGUGCAGUUAAAUUAUUAAAGGAAAGAUACGGAGAUUCUCAGAAAAUUAUUAGUAUUGACAUGGAUUUAUUGAUAAACUUACCAGCAGUUUUAAAUGGGAAAGAUCUUAAGGCUAUGAGACAAUUGAGCGAUGACAUUGAAGCCCAUAUGAGGGCACUGGAGUCCCUGGGGUGCAAACCAGAACAAUACGGCGAACUAUUUCUACCUUUGUUGUUAAACAAAAUUCCAAAGGAAAUUAGAUUGGAUAUAUGCAGUAAAGUAUCGGGAAAGUCAUGGAACUUUAAAUCAGUUUUAAAACAACUUAAUGAAGAACUAGCAAACAGAGAACGAUGUGAAAUAGUAGCAGCAACUAAGAACCCUCAGGAGGAACAUAAAAGAUUUAAUCGUGGUAAAUAUUUUGGCCCAAAAGAUCCUACAACAACAUCAGCGUUUGUGGUUGGAGGAAAUAGAGAACAUACCUGCAUUUACUGUGCUCAACCACAUUUAUCGAUUAACUGUACAGUAGUCACGAAUGUUACGAAACGGAAGGAGAUCCUUAAACGUAGUGGCCGUUGUUAUGUUUGUACCAUGAAGAACCAUAUAAGCAAAACCUGUCAAUCAAGAACACGUUGUGGCAAGUGUCAGGGACGACAUCAUACCAGCAUUUGUUCUCAAGGCAAAGAAACUCGCAGACAAGAAAUGAGGAGUGUUGAGUCACAAACUGUAGAACACGGGAAACAGAAUAAAGCAGAAAACAGCACAAAGCAAGACCAAAGGAACAAAGACAACACAGUACCUGAAGGGUCCUCAACAAUGUGUGUCAACACGAAGAACGCAGUUUUACUCCAGACAGCUAAAGCGACAAUUUAUCGACCAGAUAAACCACAUCGUAAACAAAAGGCUAGAAUCAUCCUUGAUGGAGGGAGUCAGCGAACCUAUGUCACAGAAAGAGUUAGAAAUGAAAUGAAUUUAGUAACCUCACAUUCAGAAUCGUUGACAAUCAAGCCAUUUGGAUCAAGUGGUGGAACCACUCAGGUAUGUGACAUAGUGGACUUAUGUGUUAGUGUGGACGGAGAUGACGAUGUGAAAUUAUCGGCUAUCAGUGUACCAUUAAUUAGUGCCCCAGUGCAAGGGCAAUAUUUGAAGCAUGCAGUGAAGAGUUACUCACAUCUGUCAAAUUUACAGUUGGCUGA
Paramuricea clavata is the source of this 1787-nucleotide messenger RNA. The record is from the annotation of a GenBank genome assembly. Lineage: Eukaryota; Metazoa; Cnidaria; Anthozoa; Malacalcyonacea; Plexauridae.